Messenger RNA from Alnus glutinosa, 1399 nucleotides. RefSeq names its product biotin carboxyl carrier protein of acetyl-CoA carboxylase 2, chloroplastic. Gene Ontology annotation, cellular component: acetyl-CoA carboxylase complex. The transcript is spliced from 7 exons. Gene Ontology annotation, molecular function: acetyl-CoA carboxylase activity. Lineage: Eukaryota; Viridiplantae; Streptophyta; Magnoliopsida; Fagales; Betulaceae. Gene Ontology annotation, biological process: fatty acid biosynthetic process. The coding region runs from base 319 to 1128 and encodes 269 amino acids. The record is from RefSeq and is a predicted model, not a curated record.
UCUCUCAGUCUCUCUCUUCUCAGAGACAGGUUGGGUUGUGGCUGACUGCCUGUCUUUGUGAACAUUGUAGUUGUGGUUAGUUAAAACGGCGAUGUUGAUGCUCGCAUCGUAAACAUCGAAGCCCCCAAACAAAAAACAAAUAGAAAAAACAAUCUCUCUUUUUAGAUCCCUCAGAUUUCUCAGAAGCUCUCUUCGAUCUGAUCGCCCCACGUUUUCAUUUUCCACUCUUCCCAUUCCAUUUAAACUAACCAAACAAUACACUUCCACACCACUCUGUUUUCUGUUUUCUGUUUUCUGAUUUCUGCUCUGUUUCCCGAAAUGGCGUCGUUUACGGUGCCGUGCCCUAAGACCUUCUCGCUCCCCCGCCUCGGAUCGACGGUUCGAGAUUCGGAUCCUCGCGGGUCCAGCCCCAGACCGUCCGUGUUAUUCGGAUCUUCGCUCGGUGAGCCGAGGCAAUCCAGAGUCUGGAAGGUGUGUGCACUGCUUAAUCAGGUUACUGCCGAGAAAUCUUCAAAUUCGUCACCUGUACUUUCCACAAAGCCUGGAGUUGCAUCAUCACAAGCGAAAGAUGAGUCAGCAGAUCAAUACAGUACUCCGGAUGCAUCAUCAAUCUCAGCAUUCAUGUCUCAAGUAUCAGACCUCAUCAAACUUGUGGAUUCAAGAGAUAUUGCGGAGCUGCAAGUGAAGCAAUUGGACUGUGAGAUUUUAAUAAGAAAGAACGGAGCUUUGCCGCCGGCAGCGCCUGUUUCUAGUGUGUCACCACAUCUAACCCAUCUGAUGCUCCCAUCACCUCCACCACCAGCUGCGGCAGCUGCUACUGCUUCUGCAAGCCCUCCUCCUUCAGCACCGGUAUCCACCUCACCUGCCCCUGCAAAGGCAAGCACUUCAUCGCAUCCACCACUGAAAUGCCCCAUGGCUGGGACCUUCUAUCGCUGUUCUGGACCUGGCGAACCACCAUUUGUCAAGGUAGGAGAUAAAGUCCAGAAAGGUCAGGUCAUCUGCAUCAUCGAGGCCAUGAAACUGAUGAAUGAAAUUGAGGCUGAUCAGUCUGGAACAGUAGCAGAGAUUCUUGUAGAGGAUGGGAAACCAGUUAGUGUAGACACGCCUCUUCUUGUGAUUGUACCAUGAGUUACUUGCAAGGGCCUCCUACAAACGUGUUGGUGAUAGUCGCUCUUUCGAGUCCAAGUUUCAUUUUCAGAAUUUACUAAUGUCUAUUACUCUGUAACUUUAAUUUAAUAAUGGUCAUGUUUAAGUAAGGGUCUUUUCUUUUGACAUUAUAUUUAACAUUUAUGAUUUACCAAAGGCAUAAAAAAGCUCAAUGUAAGAGAUGGAACAUAGUAUUUGCUUAGUUCAUGGGUGUAUGGAAAGUUUGUUAUGGAGUUUGUCAUUAUUUCUUGCA